CUGACAGUUAUGAACCUAAUAGGAGUACAAAUGAACAACUGGCGGCCACCAGUAUUUGCUUUGGGUCCUUAUGAACAGGAUUUAGAUACAUUGAUACGUGAAAGCAGGUUUUUGAGAUGUAUGAAUAUCAAUGAAACAGAAUGGGAGAAACACUGCGAAACAACCGAUGAAAUAGUGGGGUGCGUAAUGAAAAACGUCAAGAAAUUUGCAAAUGAAGAUUUUGAAGGACUUAUUAUCAAGGAUGACUCAAUCCGAUUUGGUAGUUCGAGGGAUGGUUUGAAGGUCAACGAUGCUUUAGAGUUUGAUUGCAUACUUCUAUGUGAUAUAAGUGAAAUGAUAGUUUCGAAAGAGUCGGCAAGAGAUUUUACGUCUGAGGAAAUUCUCGGCAUGAUGAAACUUCAUGUCAUUAAUGCUGAAUAUCUUAUUAGAAGAUUUUCCUGGAUAGAAAAUACUGAAAUAUUCAAAAAGUUUGCAAAUGGGGAGUACUUCUUAAACACUAAAAACUUGCAGGAGAAAGUUUUCAAAUCUUUAAUUGACAAAACGCGAAAAGUGAUUAAUGAUCAAUUACAUGAUAUACACAGUCCUUAUUUUCUUCGUCGUACGUCAAAACCCCCUACAUUCGAUAUCAACAUUACGCUUAACAAAGAGAAAGCUAUUACUGUUCUUCGUGAUGAUAUCAGAUCGGUACAAGGAAUGCAUUUGGCAAUAGAGUCCAAUAAAAAACCAAGCCUUGAUAUUGAUUUUGUCCCAGCAUUUCAUUUACGGAAUGAUCGUGUUCCCAACCCACAUACUGCACAUUUACCCCAUGGAUUUGGAGUUGAAAACAUGAACUGUCCAGUUUAUGCUGUAAUGAAGUGGGCACAUCGCAGCACAGACGCAUCAUCAACGUUUGGCAGUGAUUGUUUACGUCUGGAUAUGAAAAACAUAUUCUUGAUGUUUGUAGACAAAAUAACAGCAAAAGCUUCCUUAUGA
This is a messenger RNA of Mytilus trossulus (common blue mussel), 972 nucleotides long. RefSeq lists its product as uncharacterized. The transcript has a single exon. The record is from RefSeq and is a predicted model, not a curated record. Lineage: Eukaryota; Metazoa; Mollusca; Bivalvia; Mytilida; Mytilidae. The coding region runs from base 10 to 972 and encodes 320 amino acids.